Molecule: messenger RNA, 7369 nt
Organism: Oryzias latipes (Japanese medaka)
Lineage: Eukaryota; Metazoa; Chordata; Actinopteri; Beloniformes; Adrianichthyidae
Gene: brd4
Product: bromodomain containing 4
Biological process (GO): chromatin remodeling; regulation of DNA-templated transcription
Cellular component (GO): nucleus; chromatin
Source: RefSeq, a predicted model, not a curated record
AAGCGGCAGAGCCAUAUUUUACUGUUGAGUAACUGCAUGCUGGUUUGCCUGCGCUAGAGUAAGAGCCAGACUAUGAGCUAGAAAAAUAAAGUUCUUCUCUAGGACCAUAUCGGAAUCUACUCCCUACUUUCAAUUUGAUCUCGUUUUUUCUUCUACCUCUUGCUUGCGCCUUGUGUCCACUUUGUCUGGAGAGGCCCUGAAGAGGAAGCACAAUGGAACGAAGAGCCUGUGGCAACUGGGCUGUUGUACUGCUGAGAGGGGGAUGGGGUAGAGAGAAGACCGGUUCACACAGCUAACAGCCUGCCUGCUGUAGGUCCGACAGCCUUUCCUCCCUGUCUGGACACCCCAUUUUUAGGGAGUUUUUUCUUUCAUGAAACGGCGACGCUCAAACUCUACUUUGUCUUUCAUGGAUUACACACCAGUUUCCGUGGGAUUUUAGCGCAAACACUGAAGCUUGUGGAAAAAUCUUGGGUGUUUUGGAGGAAACAGAAACUUCUGUGUGAUUUUUCUUUCACUUUUCUGAGCUUUCGUCCCCUGUGGUUGGUUUCUGAUUUAUUGGAGUUCUUGAAUGGAUUACAAGAUGCACGCCAAGUCGAACGAUUUGUUGGAUUUUCAAAAACUGGAUGCCCUUCUGGAGAAAAUUGCCCAUUCAGUCUCUGUGAAAAGAGAGUCCAGUGAGGAGUGCAAUGGGAUCAGUGGUGCUCUGUCAGUGGAGUCUGUGUCGGGGCCAAGACUAAACUGGUGUCCUGCCAACACCACUGCCCCUGCUUCUGCUCCAGCUCCAGCUUCUUCUCCAGGGCCCGAACCCACACCCCUACCUUUCAGAAUGGGGGACGGCCUGGAAACAGCACAGAUGUCGGGCAGCGGUCAGGGGCAGGCCCAGCAGGGAGGCAACCCCCCACCUCCAGAGUGCAUCAACCCCAACAGGCCAAAGCGCCAGACUAAUCAGCUGCAGUACCUCCUUAAAGUGGUGGUGAAAGCUCUGUGGAAACACCAUUUUUCCUGGCCUUUUCAAGCACCAGUGGAUGCAAUUAAACUCAACUUGCCUGACUAUUAUACAAUAAUCCAUACUCCUAUGGACUUGGGAACUAUCAAGAAACGACUCGAGAACAGUUACUACUGGAAUGCUCAAGAAUGUAUCCAAGACUUUAACACAAUGUUUACCAACUGCUAUAUAUACAACAAGCCUGGAGAUGACAUAGUUUUAAUGGCUGAGGCUCUGGAGAAGGUGUUCCUGCAGAAAGUUUCCGAAAUGCCUCAAGAAGAAAUAGAAAUCGUUGUCAUGACAGGAAAAGGACGUGGACGGGGCCGGAGAGACGGUGGUCUAAACUUGAAACCAGGGGGCAUCAUCGACUCUCCAUCUACAACCCCUCAAACACGUGGUCUGUCGAGUCUGCCUACACCUCCGCAGUCUCGAGGACCACUGCAGGGCCCGCCUUCACUACCUCCCCAGCCUUUAUUGCAGGCCCUGCCACCCCAUGUGCCCUCAACGUUGCCGAGCCACGCACCACAGCUCGGAGCUCCGUACUCAAUGAGUCAACUGGACUGUGCUCCCCAGCUUCCUAACCUACUUUCUGUGCCUCUCGCUGGUCAAACCUCUCUUCCCCCUGCCUCCAUCCAGGGGCCUGCUCCAAUAUUGCAAACUCCUGUAACUAUGACCAAACAAAGAAAGAGCCAAAAAAGGAAAGCAGAUACGACAACACCUACGGCAAAUGACCAACUGAAUGAAUCCUCACCAGCAGAAUCAAAGUCCGGGAAGACGCUACCAAGGCGGGAAAGUACCAGGCCCACAAAACUGAUGAAGAAGGAUGCUCCAGACUCUCAGCAUCACAUAGGCAUGGGGACAGGACUGGGUAGUUCUAGUGGAGGUCUUAGUCCUAGACCACAGGAUCAGCUUGGUUACUGCGCUGCUCUGGUUAGGGAGAUGCUUUCCAAGAAGCAUGCUGCCUAUGCCUGGCCAUUCUACAAACCUGUUGAUGUGGAUGCACUUGGUUUACAUGAUUAUCAUGACAUCAUUAAACAUCCAAUGGACCUCAGCACCAUCAAGGCCAAGUUGGAGAACAGGCAAUACCGGGAUCCCCAGGAGUUUGCAGCUGAUGUACGGUUAAUGUUUUCUAACUGCUACAAAUACAAUCCACCAGACCAUGAAGUAGUAGCCAUGGCACGCAAACUACAGGAUGUUUUUGAGAUGCGUUUUGCCAAGAUGCCAGAUGAGCCUGAGAGCAAACAUGUAGUUUCAGUCCCACCACCUAGUCUUCACCACCCCGCUCCUGUAAAACCUCAACCCCCUAUGGCCCAUAUUGCCUCUUCUUCAGACAGCUCAAGUGACUCCUCCUCAGAGUCUGAGUCUUCUACAGAUGACCCUGAAGAAGAGAGAGCUCAAAGGUUGGCAGAGCUUCAGGAGCAGCUGAAAGCUGUCCAUGAGCAGUUGGCUGCCCUGUCGCAACCACAAGCCAGCAAACCAAAGAGAAAAGAAAAGGAGAAGAAAGAGAAGAAAAAAGAAAAGCAUAAGAAAAAGAGCAGCAUGCUGGGUCUUGUGGAUGAGAUCCAGGAUCCUCCGCCUGUUUCACAGCUGUCAAAGAAAACAAAGACGAUUAACAUUAACAAAGAAAUUGUUUCCAAGAAAAAACCAAGUAAAAAGGAGGUGAUGAAAAGCAAUCAUCCUUCCAGCCUUCAACCAGUUCCUAGCCUAGAGGAGGAACUUGGGUCUUUAGUUACUGGGGAAAAGUGCAAACCCAUGACUUAUGAAGAGAAGAGGCAGCUAAGCCUGGACAUCAACAAGCUCCCUGGUGACAAGCUUGGCCGUGUAGUGCAUAUUAUCCAAUCCAGAGAGCCCUCGCUUAAAAACUCAAACCCAGAUGAGAUUGAGAUCGACUUUGAGACACUGAAGCCCUCCACUCUGCGGGAACUGGAGAGAUAUGUGUCUACGUGCCUCAAAAAGAAGAAAAAGACAACAGUUGAAAAGGCAGUAGAAUCCAUGGCUACUUCAAAGAAGGCUGGCUCUUCUUCAGAUAGUAGUGGCUCCAGCUCAGACAGCGAAGCUGAGGGGACAGGAACAAUAAAACAGCAGAAAAAGAAAACUCCGUCUAUGAAGGAGGGGAAAAAGCCUCAUCCUCACGCUCAGAUGGGCCCUGCUCAGCCUGGGCUCCCGCCUCAAGUCCCGCCCCCUCAGCCCAGCAGUCAGAUGAAGCAGCAGCAGCAACGUCAGCCAUCUCCAGAGGGCUUCAUGGCGCCCCCACCCGUCGCUCCUCUAGAGUCUUCCCAACUACUAGAAACUAACUUUGAGACCCUUCCACAGUUCAACCAGCCCCUCCUGCUGAUGAACAACACAGGAAACUCUUCAUCGCCCGCCCCACCACAUUUAAAUCCUCAUUCAGCUGAGCCAGUUUCCCCUGAGACACAUCCUUUCCUUAACCAGCAUCCCAUCCUUCCCUCCCCAGCCCUCCACAGCUCCUUACCUCAGCAGCCCUCUCGACCGAGUAACAAGGCAGCCCCUCUUCAUCCCAAGCCCCCCCAGCAGCAGCCUGCAGCACCACAACAGCAGCAGCUCCAGCCCCAGUCAGCGCCGCCCCCCCAGCACCAGCUCCCAGCUCAACUCUUACACCCCUCUCAGCCCAUGCAUCAACGACCCCUGUCCCCCCCAACACUAACACCACAAGGCUUGCUGUCUUCUCAGCCUCCCCAGCUGCUGUUGGAGGACGACGAAGAACCCGGGUCGACUACGCCUAUUAACCAAGUGCAGUUGUACCUGCAGCAGUUGCAGCAGGCUCAUCAGGCCCCGCAGACUUUGCAGUCGCUGCAGGCGCAGGUUCGACAGACGCAGAAACAGCAGCCAGGGCAGACGUCUCUUUUGCAGUCCGGCCCGGGACAAACUCCAAUCUCCUCUCAGACUUCGCUGCCUCCCCCACAGCUCCCCGUUCAGUCCCAGGCCCCGCCCACAUCCUUACAUCAGGCUCUUCCCCCACAAAUGUCUUUACACCAAGGCCGCCACCUACAACACACGCAGCAGCAACAACCGCCGUCACAACCACAUCAAGUCAACUUCCAGCAGGGUUCUGGACACUCUGUUCUGUCCCAAGUGUCCCAAAACAAGUCCUCCAUGCCCCCCAGCAAAACCCAGCAGAUCAUUCAGCAUCAGCAGCCUUCCCCUCGACCAAUCAAAGCUGACCCGUACAGCGCAGCUCACAUAAGGGACAACCCAUCCCCUCUCAUGAUGCAUUCUCCGCAGAUGUCUCAGUAUCCACCCGUGUCUCAUCUGUCUCCACCUCACAACAUGCAGCCCAAAAAGAGGUCCUCUGGAAGCCAAGGUGGAGUCAAGGAGGAGAAACUUCCUCCAUCACCAAUGGUUAGAGAACAGUUUAACCCUGCAAUGAGACCAGAGCACCACAAACAUCCUGAAAGCAAGCCCAGUCAGCAAAGUAAGAGGUUCCUCUCAUUCAGCAUGUCUGUCAAAAACCAUUCAGAAACACGGAGGAAAUUAAAAACCUGUUUGCUUUGGUCAGAUGUGAAGUCCAUAGACAGUUCAAGGCCUGUCAUCCGCACAUCUGAGCCGAGUGGACCCCCGGCCUCCCUUCAGGACAAAGACAAAUUCAAGCAUGAGUCCAAGACAUCAUCUGCCCCUAAAAAGGUACAGGACGUGAAACUGAAGAAUAUGGGCUCGUGGGCCAGCCUGGCACAAAAGUCAACGUCCACUACGUCAUCAGCGGUGAAGUCCUCCAGCGACAGCUUUGAGCAGUUCCGCCGAGUCGCUCGGGAGAAAGAGGAGCGGGAAAAGGCGCUGAAGGCUCAGGCCGAGCAGGCGGAGAAGGACAGACUACGCAGGGAGCAGGACAAACUGCGAGGUCGAGAUGAAGAGGAUGUGAUGGAGCCGAGCAGAAGGGUGCACGAGGAGCCCCGCAGGCGUCUGGAGCAGACGCAUGUCCAGGCGCCUUUACAUCAACCACAGCAGCUGCAGGUGCAGCAGGAGACCCAGCCAACUGUGGUCCAGCAAUCCACACAGCCCCCCACGCCACCCCAACCCUCCUCACAGAACUCUCUUGACCAACAGAGGGAGCUAGCGCGGCGAAAAGAGCAGGAGAGAAGGAGGCGUGAAGCGAUGGCGGCAACCAUUGACAUGAAUUUUCAAAGUGACUUGAUGGCCAUCUUUGAGGAGAACCUGUUUUGAAGAACAGAAAAAAUGAAACACAACUGCAAAAACUAAAAAAAUUAGGAAAAAAACUCAAGCGACGGAUGAUGUGAAGCUCCUUUUUGGUCAGAUCCGGUGACCACUCACCGCAAAGGGCUGUGGACUCUGGUGGUCCAGACUCGCUUUGACCUCAUGAACUCUCGUGGAGGGAUUCUCGUCAUUUUGGAUCUUUUCUUACGGAUUUAGUACCGCUAGCCUGAAAUCCAAAAAGCAAGAGAAGGACCCCUGUUGGCACAGCUGCCUUAGUCAUUGCCUGAUUUCCUAUGUGUGCAUGGGUGGGAGAAGAAACAUCCCAAUGAAGAGGAAAAUGCUCUGAUGUUCUGACGGCCUGUGCAGAUGUCUUUUGGCACUGCCAGAUGUCUGAAAGUAAGGAAAAAGACUUUUAUUUGAGGAUUUGCUUGUUUUAAGUCAACAUAAAAGUUUUAAGGGGGAGGUCAGUUUGCAUACUGUAAAUCAUGUAUAUUUCUCGGCAGAGAAGUUAGUUUGCCUUACACCUUUUUCUUAAACAGACAAGUAUGUUCUAUGAUCUGCACAAAACAAUAACAUUUGCAUACAGAAAUAGAAAAGUGCAGACAGGUUUUCCAUCUUAUAGUAUCCACUGUAAAAAGUAUUUUCUAAUGCUACAGUAAUUGUUUAUUUUGGGUCUCUUCUUUUCCACCGUGGCUCUUUGAGCCGUCACACCGACACUCCACCACUGAGAUUUAUGCCAAAUUACCAGACAUUCUUGGAAAAGCCUUCCUUUAAAACGCAGUUGGGGAGAAAUGUGAAUAUAAAUAUAUGCAUUGUGAUUGCUCCAGUCGUUCUGGAAAACGGGAUUGGUUUUCAUCUCUCUUUGUUUUUGUCAUUGGAAAAUCCAUCAGAAAGAGUUUGGUGAGAAAAGGGAGAGCUGGUGGUUUGAGUCUUUCACUACACGGCACAGGGAUGGAAGUCAUGGUGGAGAAAUUCCAGUCCUGUUUACAACAAUCAGGCCGACCAUCGGUGACGCACUCUGUGCUUCAAAUGAAGAAUUGUUCCUGAAGUUGGAAGGAGUCACACUGCUACCUGAAAUAGGUUGGUUUAAAUAUAAAGAAACAAACGUUACUGGGACCAGACUGAGAUCUUACCGUAAUUAGUUUUAGCAUCGGAUCCAUAAAUUCCCAGGAGGCACACUGUAACAGUACAAAAUAGAAAAGCAAAAAAAUGACAAAAGUUCAAGCAGAAAACUCUGAAAAAAACUUAAUUUAUAUCUUUGUUCUUGUUUGAUAAUAGUGGAUGUGAAUUCUAAUUCUAUUCUCAGACAUUGUCGGAGUGGAGAUGGGCUGGAAUCUGGACAUAUCUCGUCCUCUGCUCUCGUCUAUUCUAGUGUUUCUCCAGUGCCUGUAUUGUGUUGCAGUUUUUUGUUGGCUUAUUUACCACUUUGAGAGGUUAUAGACAAAAACCUUUAAGGAGUUUGGGGGGGUGGGAUGCAGGGGGAGGAAAGGCCUGUCAGAAGAGUUUGUUUAAAGAAAAAAAAGUGGUUAAAAAAAGAAAAUCCAGCAUUUUAUAAUACAACCAUUGUCAAGUUUCGGGGGGUUUUAAAUUUAGUUUUAGCUGGAAUUCAAUGGGUGUACACAUCUGACAACUACUUUCCCCUUUUCUCUGAACAGGUUUUAGCUAGAAAUGUUUCCGCUUUGCCACACUAGUGUUUGAGUCUGGUCAGCGUGACUGUAAAGUUGGAUGACUGUGUUGGUUUUGUUCAUCCUUUCUCAGCAUUUGGUGCUGGGAGGCAUGUUCCUAGUGUAGAUAAGCCUUCUGUUGAUGCAGAAAGUAAAGAAACAAACAGUACUUCAAAACGACUCAUUUAUUGCCUAAUUCACCUUUAUAACUUUUAUGAUGUCUACCAUGUUUGAGUAUGUAAUUUUAUGAUUAGACUGAUAUGGAAGCGGUUUAAAAAAAAAAAAGACCUUCAUUCCUUUUAAGCCUUUUUUUUUCUCAUAACUGUUGGUCCUGCCGUGCCAUGGUUCUUCAGAGAAUGUGCUGAUCUCAGCCCGGAGUUUGCUUUAUUCAGGUAUUUUAUUUUGUGUUACAUUUGUUGUUUCAGGGGGUUUGUUUUUUGAACAUGUUCCUCAAUGUUUGUUUGGUUUGCGAAUGGUCCCUUGAGGUUGUUGAUUAAGUCUGUUAUAUGAUCAUUGAAUAAACUCAUCUCUUUUUUUUAGAAAGUCAAAA